AUGUCUGUUUCGAGCAAAUCAAAAUCAAAAUGCUCGCAUAGCACAUUAUUACUUUCUCCCUCUCGUAAUGCCUCUGUUGCUGGUUAUAAACGCCCAGCAUUUGCCCAGCUAGUAGCGGCCACAACACCUUCUGGAAGUCUCAAAAAAGACAUUGCAACCAAACUCACAAAAGCCGUAGAGACAAAGCAUGCCUCAACAUUCCCAGCACCGCUUGUUCUUCCAGAAGACGACCUUGCUUGGGAUCCAAAGUGUCCACCUCAGAGUGUCAGGUCUUGGACGCGUGAAAAGGCGAGGAAUGAAGUGACUAACAGAAGACGAACGGUGUAUUUCGUCGGCCCGCCAGAGUCGGGUGAAGGUUUUGAAGCCAUUCAGAAACUAGCUGACCCUCUUGUCAAACUUACGGCUAAAGAGAAAUUGAUUGAACAUCCAAAAACGGAAGAUGUAUUGGAUUACUUGAAGGCUUUCUAUUACGGACUUCCUGUGAAGAUGCUGGAAACGCCUAAACUUCAGUUUACUGCCGAUACUGAGUAUAAGGCUGACGGCAAAACGAUUAUACUUGAAACCCCGGAUUCAGUAUACCUCAAUACAAACUCGAGGGGUUCAACAUUGAAAAUUCGAGUUCGUCCCACGCCAAAAGCUUACAAUGAGUACUCGCACCAGCUCAAUCUCAAUGAUCUUCUAGAUGCUGCAAUUGCUAUGUUACCAGAUGAUGCAUACGCUCUGCUCAUGCUGGUGAAACAUGAUAUUUAUGAGGAAGAUGACGAUGAUUUUGCCUGUGGAAGAGCAUAUGGCGGAAGUAGGAUUUCUGUUGUGAGUAGUGCGCGAUACAACCCACUGCUGGAUAAGAAGCAGAAAGUGGAUAGAGUACACGCAUGGCCUGCUAGUCAUUGUGUUGAUGGGAUCGAAGAAUGGCUGGCGCAGUUCGAGAAUAUGGAUGUUGAUGAUGAUGAUAAGUUGGUUGUACCAGCGAAACCAAAAGGAGGAGAGAGACAAGCGCCUAUGCAGGCUGCACUUGCUGCGCACAUGUCUUUACCGCCCCUAGACACUCGUCCGUCGGCAGUGACGCUGUAUGAACAGUGGCUUGGUCGGGUUUGCAGGACUGGAAGUCAUGAGCUUGGUCAUUGUUUUGGAGUCGCGCAUUGUACUUACUACGCUUGCUCGAUGCAAAGUACCGCGUCGAUUGUGGAGGAUCCAAGGCAACCUCCGUACUUGUGUCCGGUGGACUUGGAAAAGGUACUAAGAGCUACUGGGGCGGAUAGGUGUGAUAGAUACGGAGCUCUGCUUGAGUUCUGUGGGAGACAUCAGAUGGGACAUUUAUUCAAGGCGUAUGGUGCCUGGAUCAAGCAAAGGCUUGAUGACUUGGAUGAUGGAGAGUACCCAGAGAUGCUAUAG
Molecule: messenger RNA, 1392 nt
Organism: Glarea lozoyensis ATCC 20868
Lineage: Eukaryota; Fungi; Ascomycota; Leotiomycetes; Helotiales; Helotiaceae
Product: Metalloproteases (zincins), catalytic
Exons: 1
Coding region: 1-1392 (463 amino acids)
Biological process (GO): proteolysis
Molecular function (GO): metallopeptidase activity
Source: RefSeq, a predicted model, not a curated record